CUGAAUAAAGGUUAUAAGCUCAUUGCUUAAUUGGAUCCGGGACGGAAUAUGGAGUGCAGCAGUUUCAGAGAAUUGAGGCCGCUGGUUCAUCUGCUGGUGCCUCUCUGCAUCCAUUGGAUCGCCGAAGAGAUGACGGUAUCUGUUCUAGUUGACAUCACCACCUCUGCUUUAUGCCCUGCUACUCAAUCUUCCUGCUCUCAGGCCAUCUACCUCACUGGCCUCCAACAAACGGUUGUCGGAGUUUUCAAGAUGGUGGUGCUUCCGUUGCUGGGUCAGCUAACAGAUGAGUAUGGGCGCAAGCCGAUGCUUAUUCUUACCGUAUCCACAACCAUAUUCCCUUUUGCUUUACUUGCUUGGAAUGAAUCAAAAGAAUUUGUGUAUGCUUACUAUGUGCUCCGUACAAUUUCAUAUAUCAUAAGUCAAGGAAGUAUUUUCCUCAUCUCUGUUUCUUAUGCGGCAGAUGUUGUGGAAGGCAGUAAAAGGACUGCAGCAAUUGGAUGGAUAACGGGUCUUUUUUCCAGUUCACAUGUCCUGGGAAAUGUGUUGGCUCGUUUUCUUCCCGAAGAUUACAUUUUCAAGGUGUCAACACUUCUCUUAAUAUUUUCUCCAGUUUACUUGAAAUUGUUUCUGGUUGAGACGUUUAAACCCAUCCAGGCAGAGGGCCAACAUUCAUCUUGUUUGACUAUGAUUGUCAAGGUCUUUAAGCAGCUGUGUAGGUCAAUGAAAAAUUCUGCAACUGUGGUUAGUAACAGUGAAACUCUUAAACGCAUUGCUCUGGUUUCCUUCUUCUAUGAGUUGGGAAUGUCCGGCAUCAGCAGUGUCUUACUGUACUAUCUGAAGUCGGCUUUUGGUUUCACCAAGAAUCAGUUUUCUGAAAUUCUGAUGGCGGUGGGAAUAGGUUCCAUUGUUUCUCAGAUGUUGGUGCUUCCACUUAUCAAUCCAUUGGUCGGAGAGAAAGUUGUACUAUGCAUUGCCUUACUUGCAUCGAUAGCGUAUGGAUUGUUCUACGGUUUGGCUUGGGCACCUUGGGUGCCAUAUCUCAGUGCUUCAUUUGGAUUAAUCUAUGUCCUAGUGAAACCAUCUACUUAUGCUAUUAUUUCAAAAGGAGCGAGCUCAACCAAUCAGGGGAAAGUCCAAGGACUUAUUGCUGGAGUGCAAUCUAUUGCGAGUUUGAUAUCACCACUUGUAAUGAGUCCAUUGACUUCUUUGUUCCUGUCAAGCAAUGCCCCCUUUAGUUGCAAAGGUUUCAGCCUCUUGUGUGCAUCAAUUUCUAUGAUGAUUGCUUUGUGUCAGGCUUUGCUGCUGAAACAAGAUGAAAGCCGCUCAUAUUGUAACCCUAAGGACAAUACUGACCAUAGUGAAGCACCACUCCUCUCAUGAUAGUUGGCUGCCCAUCUCAUUGAGGAAAGAUGCUCAAAUUAACAGCUGACGCCUGAUGGUAUAAUUCAUCAUCUUGUGGCAAAUGCAAGCAAUGCUUGUCCAUCUAAGA
This is a messenger RNA of Telopea speciosissima, 1489 nucleotides long. Its product is annotated as hippocampus abundant transcript-like protein 1. Gene Ontology annotation, biological process: transmembrane transport. NCBI's taxonomy places the organism in Eukaryota, Viridiplantae, Streptophyta, Magnoliopsida, Proteales, Proteaceae. The record is from RefSeq and is a predicted model, not a curated record. Gene Ontology annotation, molecular function: transmembrane transporter activity. The coding region runs from base 49 to 1380 and encodes 443 amino acids. The transcript is spliced from 14 exons.